Messenger RNA from Pseudogymnoascus destructans, 3669 nucleotides. RefSeq lists its product as uncharacterized. Gene Ontology annotation, cellular component: membrane. Gene Ontology annotation, molecular function: protein binding. The record is from RefSeq and is a predicted model, not a curated record. Lineage: Eukaryota; Fungi; Ascomycota; Leotiomycetes; Thelebolales; Thelebolaceae. The coding region runs from base 1 to 3669 and encodes 1222 amino acids. The transcript has 3 exons.
AUGGCCGCUCGUCGGGGACACGGAGAUGACGAGCUUUACCUUGAAAGUCCAAAUGGUGGCGGAGAUAGUCCAACUAUUGAGCCAUUGAGAAUCAGCAAACCGCCAUCUACAAGCCCGCCUCGAGCUGGCUCGGCCGGUCCGAGUCACUACAAUUACCCACUACCGCAGCCCUCGAAGCACUCUUUUCCCCUACCACCGGGAGCUUCCAGUUCUGCCGCACCUCUACCAUAUCCGGAUGAUGAAGGGACGUUUCAAUAUCCCCGACCAGCGGAACAAAAAGUCUAUCGUGCUCCAUACCCAGAUGACGGCCGACAGAGCCAAGGCUCCCUGCAUCAAUCAACCACAUCCCCGCCACCAAGAACAAAUUCCAACGAUCUAUACGAUACAACUCUGAGAUUAGGGGCUAGUCCUACAGGCAAGAGAGGGCCUCGUUUGGCAGAGAGGCGAGGGACAGCCCCGAAACCACUCCCAGAGUCGCCGGGCCCCGACGCCCCAGACAAAGAGGGGCUCUUCGCACGAGCACCACAAAGGCCACCCAACACAAUGGCAGCACAGGGGCAAUCGUACCCACAGAAUGAGGGGCUCAUUGCACCCCAGCCUACAAAGCUCGAUCGCUUCGACUCGACCGCCUCUACAUCUACAACGAGAGCUUCAAGAGGGUCUCCUGCCCCGCCAGAGACACCAAUUGUAGGCCCAGGAGAGGCCGGUGGGAGUAUUGAGGAGCGCUACGCAGCUGCAGGAAUUUCUGGCACUGCUACUUUAAGCAGCCUCCAGGCUCAGAACGCCGCCGCGGCACAGCGUCGAAACCAAUAUGCGCCUCCACCAGUUCCCCAGAUGCCCAUGUCUCCAGCAUUUUCUCCAGCUCCGCAGCAGCCACAGCAGCCUCAGCCACCCAUGUCACCAGCGUUCUCUCCGGCUCCGCAGCAAAAUCAGGCUCCGGCGCGUCCUUGGACACCGACGGAGUUACCGGCAGACCAAUCUCACGGUGCGCCAACGGUUUACCAGGGCGCAAACCAAGUCUCGUCGCUGCCUCAUCCAGAGCAAGCUCGACAGGACUCGGGUGGCCGUGCAUCUAAACCACCAAAUGCGCUGGAGCAAGAUUUCCAGCGAAUGCAUAUGUCGGCUUCGCCACCCCCGGCUUACUCCAGUGUCAGUCACGGAGGGCCAUCAAAUGGUACUACAGCUCAAGGAUAUCCCAAUGAAAAGGCUGGUGCAGCUGGUGCAGCUGGUGCGGGGGCUGUUGCGGGGGCUGUUGCAGUAGCUGCCGCAGCCGCAACGGUGGCAGCAGCAGCACCGAAAAAGACUGACUAUGCUCAGCCAUUGGCAUCUCCUGCUUUGCAGCACCCAGGACACCCGGCAUUCGCAAAUGACCCGAGGCAAGAACAAAAUACUCCAGUUCAGCAAUUUGCGAACCCUGCUCCAUUCACGGGCACUAUAGGCCCAGCCUCACCGCCCCCGAUGCCCGAGGGAUGGAUCGCUCAUCUAGACCAGAAUUCUGGCCAGUACUACUAUAUCCACCUCGCAACUCAAGCCACGCAAUGGGAGUUCCCCAAGGGACCAACUCCACUGAAUCAUGAUGUUGCACCUCUAUCUCCAACAGCCUCAACAUAUGGAAACCAGCUAAUGUCACCGGGGCUCAUGUCACCAGGCCUUAGCCAAUUUGGAAAACAGCCGUUGGGAUCGCCUGGUCUGUUCCCGCCGCAGACACCAGGGUAUGCGGAGAGCAUAAUGAGCAGCAUGUCUCAAGCAACGACCGCAGGGGGAUUCAGCGGCCCACCUCCAAGUGCUGGUGUUGAUAUGUAUAAGAUUGCGCCGACGAAUGGUGUAUAUUUUGGUCCUUACCUGAAAUACAUCAACAUGGAUAUCGAAAGGGGGAUAUGGCUCGGAUCUAUCAUGCUUGUUACCGACGGCCCACAACCACCAACCAUCCAUAUUCACCAAAGUACUGAUUUGUCUUCCAAUCCCAGACAGCUAAAGGCAAAUUCGAUAUAUACGCAUCAGCGAUGGGUCUUUUAUCGGUAUGAUAUUGAUCUCCAGAUGGGUGACGGACCUGGCGACAAAUGGACAUAUGCGAUCACGUCCCAUCUAGGAUGCACACGCUAUGAAUUCCUGGUCGCUGGCCGCUACGAAACCAACUGGCGUUUCAUUGCUCAUUCUGGUAACGAUUUUACCAUGAGCACCAAUGCAAACGAGCGAAGUCGCCUUGGAGGAAUCGGGUUCAUGUGGAAGGAUAUUUUACAGAAGAAUGUCGAAACCGGCGGAUUCCAUGUACAGCUUGGUCUCGGUGAUCAGAUAUACGGCGACAGAAUAUGGAAGGAAGUUCCGUUACUGAAGCAGUGGCUUGGUCUGCCUGGAAAGGAGGCUCGCAAGAGCACUCCAUGGACAGCAAAGCACGAAGAGGAUGUCUCACAUUCCUAUUUCCAUUAUUACACUAGCCACUUUGACCAGCCAUACCUGCGAGAAGCAUUCGCCCAGAUCCCGCAUGUCCUAAGCAUUGAUGAUCAUGACAUUUUCGAUGGCUUUGGCUCCUACCCCGAGUACAUGCAGGGCUCGCAUAUGUUUAGGAACAUCGGCCGCAUUGGCAUUGAGAUGUACCUCCUCUUCCAGCACCACACAACCCUCGAGCUCCUACGUAAUGUCAAUGACGAUAUUGACCUAUUUACCAUUACUGGCACCGGUUGGCACUUUGUCAAAUACCUUGGCCCAGCCGUCGUCGUCAUUGGGCCUGACGGCCGAUCAGAGCGUACCCAGCAGCAGGUGAUGGCUGGACCAACAUACCAAGGGAUCUUCCCCAAAGUCGCCACACUUCCUCCAUCAGUCCAGCAUUGCAUCUGGAUGGUCCCAGUUCCGAUAGUGUACCCACGCCUCGAAACAAUGGAAUCUCUUGCCAACACAGUCGCAACAGGAAAGAAAGCUGUGAACACCACCUACAACCUGUUGGGUAAGGUGACGAGCAGCGUUGCAGGUGUCGUGGGUGGCAAGGAAAUCGUUUCCAGCGGCUUCUCACAAGUCAAGAAGGCCGUAGGAAAGUCCGGCCUUAUGGGUGGUGUGCUCAACAGCUUUGGCGAUAUGGACAUCAUCGAGGAGCUGCGUGACAUGUGGACACACGAUUCCAAGGACCUGGAGCGCACCUACCUGAUCCGCACGCUACAAGGCAUCGCACAACAGAAAGGCAUCCGGAUGACCUUUCUCUCUGGCGACGUCAACUGCUGCGGCGCCGGUCUCCUCCACGACCCCAGCCACCCCAACGACCACAAAACAAUGUACCAAGUAAUCUCCUCCUCCAUCGUCGCCGCCCCCCCACCCAACUACGUCCUCAAGAUGCUCCACAACACCAAAGCCCUCUACAUCCCCGCCAACGGCCGCCGCUCCAACCACGCCGCCAGCGACACCAAGGAGGACAUGAUGGAGAUCUUCCAAUCCGAGGUGAGCGGCGCGCCGCGCGAGCUCAAGCGCCUCAUGGGCCGGCGCAACUACGUCGCGUUCGUGGCGUAUGACCCGCAUGAUCUGAAUAUGGGCAUGAGUCAGGCGGGUAGUGUGCACUCGGAUGGGCAGGGACUGAGUAAGUUGAGCUUGGCGGUGGAUUAUGUGGUGCAGGGGGAUGGGGCGUUUAAUGCGCCGACGAAGUAUGGGCCGGUUAUUAUUCCGAGCUUGGAGUUUGGACGCUGA